AUGGGGAUCGUCUUAAGUUGUUGCAGAGACCAUGGAAGAGAAGAGAACGAGGCCCUGCUGAGGGAACAGCAGGCAGGUUACGGCACACAAGGGAACGCCAACGAUGAAUACGAUGCCGAGCAAAUUCGAUUGAAGGAGCAAGAGCAGAAACUGCUGGCUAGGGAGCAAGAGUUGAGGGACAUUGUUGCUAACACUAACGACAAACUCAUAGAUAUAUCGAUGAUAAACAACAGCGGAAUCGUUAUUCAGGGAACAGACCUGCAAGAAGCCCUUGAUAAAAAAGAACAGGAGCAGGGUGCAGGCCCGCGGGAAGACGAUGCCAGUGCAGAGGAAGACGACGCCAGUGGACAAUCAGCGUCCUCGAGCCGAUCUACAGACGCAGCCAGUCGCCGCGCCGCUCCGAAGUCGAAUACAUUCACUGUACUUACAUCUCCGGAUUUGGCCAAAAUAUCAAAGGAGCAGCUAAAAAAACUCCACUCGAGGAUAACGAGCGAGAUUUUCAGCCAGUCGCAAGUAGACAAACCGGGCCCAUUGACUGUCCCCUUCUAA
Molecule: messenger RNA, 549 nt
Organism: Saccharomyces eubayanus
Lineage: Eukaryota; Fungi; Ascomycota; Saccharomycetes; Saccharomycetales; Saccharomycetaceae
Gene: MEH1
Product: Meh1p
Exons: 1
Coding region: 1-549 (182 amino acids)
Biological process (GO): cellular response to amino acid stimulus; positive regulation of TOR signaling; lysosome organization
Cellular component (GO): late endosome membrane; membrane raft; Ragulator complex
Source: RefSeq, a predicted model, not a curated record